AUGCUGGAUUACGUUGAGCAGGAGGCGCGCGCGCGCGGCGUCACGCGGCUGGUGCUGCUCACCACGCGGACUGCGGACUGGUUCAUGCAGCGCGACUUCCGCCUCGCCGGCCCCGCGGCCGGCAGCGAGCUGCUGCCCGAGGCGCGCCGCCGCCGCGUCAACGCGGCGCGCAACAGCCAGCUGUACGUGAAAGAGAUACUGCCGCUGUCGCAGGAGGACGGGCCAGUGGUCGCCCCGGGGAAGCGGAUCGGCUUUUGA
Monoraphidium neglectum is the source of this 258-nucleotide messenger RNA. RefSeq lists its product as hypothetical. The transcript has 2 exons. The record is from RefSeq and is a predicted model, not a curated record. Gene Ontology annotation, biological process: L-arginine biosynthetic process. Gene Ontology annotation, cellular component: cytoplasm. NCBI's taxonomy places the organism in Eukaryota, Viridiplantae, Chlorophyta, Chlorophyceae, Sphaeropleales, Selenastraceae. Gene Ontology annotation, molecular function: L-glutamate N-acetyltransferase activity, acting on acetyl-CoA as donor. Bases 1 to 258 code for a protein of 85 amino acids.